This is a messenger RNA of Octopus sinensis (East Asian common octopus), 687 nucleotides long. RefSeq lists its product as uncharacterized. The record is from RefSeq and is a predicted model, not a curated record. The transcript has 6 exons. NCBI's taxonomy places the organism in Eukaryota, Metazoa, Mollusca, Cephalopoda, Octopoda, Octopodidae. The annotation marks the transcript as partial.
CUACCCAUGAUUCGUUGCAAUCAGGUGCAAGGAUUUAUCGAAGCUUUUUUUUUUACGGUGAAUUUACCAACCAGCUAAUGUUACGGUUCUUCCAGACAGCGUUGGUUCUCCUCUUCACCACCACAGCUUUCAUAAAAGGUACCGAGGAUACAUCGUCAGAAUUUGUAAAUCUGGAGAAAGACAUUUUUGAUUGGCAGCAGAUGCAGUACCCGACCUACUUCUAUGAACAGUCAAGAACUGGAUACAAUACGUACUCAAUUAAAGAAUUUUCAUCCAAUAAGGAUAAAAUCGCUGAAUUUCUAAUAAAACUUGAGGCGAUAAAAACUGACAAGUUCUCAGCCAAUGGCAAAAUGAAUUAUAAGAUGACCAGAGAUAUGCUACAGAAGAAAUUAGACGGUUACCGAUGGCAUUUAUAUGGGGCAUUAACUCCGACAUCGUUUCUCGAACCGAACCCCUCUCCAAUUCUAGGGUUGUUUAACCUUGUUGGCGAUGAGCAAUCUGAGGAAAACCUCAAUACUAUCUUCAGAAUAACAGAUUCGAUUCCAGAUGUGAUAAAGCAAUACACGGAUUUAAUGAAACAGGCAAUAUUGCUAAACCGAACUCUACACAACGUAUCCAUGGUAAGAACCUACUUCCAUGUUCUUAUAACACGCAUCAUUACCAGAUGUUAUGGUUGCAUUCGUACUG